Amaranthus tricolor (Joseph's coat) is the source of this 4573-nucleotide messenger RNA. RefSeq lists its product as uncharacterized. The record is from RefSeq and is a predicted model, not a curated record. Lineage: Eukaryota; Viridiplantae; Streptophyta; Magnoliopsida; Caryophyllales; Amaranthaceae. The transcript is spliced from 2 exons. Bases 1 to 1110 code for a protein of 369 amino acids. Gene Ontology annotation, molecular function: zinc ion binding.
AUGAUUGCUAUGGCGAUAGAUGCAAAUUCUCAGUUGUUCCCACUUGCCUUUGCUGUUGUGGAGGGAGAGAGCAACACAUGGAGUUGGUUCUUGGAUUGUAUAAGGCAUUAUGUCACUAAGAGGGACGACUUAUGUGUUAUAUCUGAUCAUCACAAGGGAAUUUUACAUGCAAUGAAUAGAGUUCGAAAAGGUUGGGAAGAGCCAUUUACAUUCCAUCGGUUUUGUAAACGUCUUCUAGCUUCGAACGUGCAUAAGAAGUUCAAGAACAUAGCAGUCAAAAACUUAUUUGCAAAAGCUUCUGAACAGACAAAGAUUUGGAAAUAUAAUUUCUACAUGAAUCGCCUUAAAGAGUUUAACGAGGACGCGUAUAAAAACUUAGUGAAUGGUUCUAUUCAUGAGCGCCAAUGGACUUUGAUUCAUGACGGUGGGCAUCAAUAUGGAGUAAGAACUACAAACAUGUCUGAAAAGUUCAAUGACGUAAUAAAGGGGGCCAGGUCACUCCUAAUCACUUCAUUGGUUAGGAUGACAUUCUUCCGGGUUAACGAAUACUUUGCCAUAAGGAGGGAUUUAGGGAGAAACAAAUUAGACAAUGGACAUGUGUAUGCCAAGAAACCAACUGAUACGAUUGAUAAGAAUGCUAAAAAAGCACGCUUUCAUGAUGUUAAGAUAUAUGACACAGUGCGUGGGAUAUUUGAGGUCACCACUGGUUGUGGCAACAGGAUAGCAGGAAAAGGUAGAAAAUCCUACAUGGUUGACCUCACAGCUACAUCAUGCUCCUGUCAGAAACCAACCAUCUUCAAGUUACCGUGCUCACAUGUUCUUGCAGUAUGUCGAGCUCGUAAUAUAUCGUAUGAUGCUUUUGUGGACCCUUCAUUUCACACUACAAAAUACGCAUCGACAUAUAAGAAGACUUUCAUGUCUAUUCCAGACAUGUUCACCCGCGAUCCUUGGAGCGUCCCUACAGUUGUUCCAGAUCCCUCAACGAAGCGUGGAAAGCAUCAUCCCCGAUCAACUCAUAUACGGUACGAAAUGAAUGCAUCGUUGAUGCAUCCUCGUAACACGUGUAGCUUUUGUGGAUUUAGUGGUCAUAAUAAGAAAACAUGCCCUUGAAGAUCAACAAAGUAUGUUUUUUUUAAUAUUUUGUAAUAUCAUGUUGACUCUGAUACUAUUUAUGUGAUUUUUAUAACACUUAAGUAUGUAACAGCGAUGUCGUGCCCAGUUGAUCCAUCAGUGCUUACGCUUCAGGCGAUACACAGGAGCGUAGCUGCGUGGGAAGGCUCCACUGCCUAAUUGGUUACUCGUCAGCACUACCAGGUGAGUACGUUACAUUGGGAGGUGGAUGACAGGGUAUUAGAGGUAGUCGAAUUAGCUGGUUUCAGAUACAUUCACAGGUUGUUGCGCGGGGGCUUAGAGCUCGAUCGAGCUCUUAUCACUGCAUUGGUGGAGAGGUGGAGGCCAGAGACUCAUACCUUCCACCUCACAGUUGGAGAGGCAAUGAUUACGUUGCAAGAUGUGGCAGUUAUAAUGGGUCUGCCCAUUGAAAGACAAGCAGUGAUAGGUCAUGGAGAGAGAAAUUGGCCAACAUUAGUUCAUGAUCUACUAGGGGUUUGGCCUGAAAACACUCAAGACCCCACACAGCCGAAUAUCAUCAUUGGAUUGUCAUUGAAGCUGACUUGGCUUCGAGUGCAUUUUAGCGCGCUAGAGGAUGAUGUUACGGUUGAUAGACAUGCGCGAGCGUACAUCUUGUACCUGUUUGGAUGCAUCUUGUUUCAAAACGAAAGCGGUGACUCCGUGCAGUUGAUCUAUCUCCCUCUACUGGAAGACUUGGAGCGGGUAGAUGAGUACAGUUGGGGAAGUGCUACCCUAGCGUAUCUGUAUCGUAACUUAUGUCGAGCAUCUCGUAAGGGUGCUAAGGACAUUGGUGGCUGCUUGAUGUUGUUAGAGAUAUGGUCAUGGGAGCAUAUUCAUAUAGGGAGACCCAAAAUUCGGACGAUUCGACCCGAUGGGCAACAUAUGACGCGGAGGAUUUUGAACCGGUGUUAGGUUCACAGCAUUGUCAAGCUAAAUCUCCCGGAUCGUGUCAUGCGUCAAUUCGGUUUGGAGCAAGUUAUUCCGGAUGCCUGUGACACCCAACCUCAACUACAUGUGAUCGAUCGGAGGACUGGGGACAUGAACUACGUCGUACGACAUAGAUCGCAUGUAGAUGCGUGGAAUAACCGAGCAUCUACAUUGGUUCGAGGAGGUAACUUCACAGGUCAUAGCUCUGGUAUGUACAUGAGUUGGUACAAGCGUAUCUCCAUAUUACGACUAACGAACACCACAUUUGCGCAGCCAGGAUCACAUUACCAUCCGACAUCUACGUUACUGGCUGAACGCAUCCGAUCGGUGCUCAUACAAUGCAAUGACACGAUUCAAGGGGCUGCUACAUCGCCAGUUGAUGUGGGGUAUCGGCUAUGUUCUCAGACCCUAGCAUCCAUUAACACGUCAUUGACCGAUGCAUUGAGUCAGACGGGUUAUGAGUAUCUCAUACCGACCCCACCCAUCAUUGGCGAGGUAGAUGACACAUUCCACACUCCAUCUCCAUGGAGUUCAGCCCACCGAGGUAGCUCUUCCGGAGAAUCCAGUUCUCGGUCCACAAGAGGUCGCCAGCGUUCAUCUACUCGAGGCCGGUCUUCCAGAUUGCCAUCGACCUCCGGUACUAUGUCGCCAUUCCAUCCUCAGCUUCCAUAACCACUCCUCCUCCACAUCCAUCGCCUCCGCAAAGGAUCAUCACAUAUCAGUGUGCUAGUCAACGGCGAGCUCAUGCUCUUAAUGUCAUUGCGGAGGUUGACGAGUUCACACCAUCAUCAUCCACCGGUGCGCAAAACAAAAGGGGCCGGGGAUUGUAGUUUAACAAACUUUGUAUAUUCUUAUUUGAUUUGAACUUCUUGUAUGACUUUCCAUAAUUGUAAUAUAUCUUCGCAUUAUUUUUAUAAUUAAUUUUUUCAAAUCAAGCUGGUUCGUAAUUGAUUAUUAUGGAAUAGAUGGUAUUGAACUAGUUUAAUGCAGGUUGCGGUAACUAUUUAGGGGAAAUGAAAGAAAAAAAAAAGCUGCAGGCCACAAGCAAACUGCCACAUGAAGUGGCGGUUUACCAGGGACAAAAUCGCCAAAUGAAAUGGCGGUUUGCCUUGAUCAAACCGCUACUUCAUGUGGCGAUUUAUUAAAUAAGGCAAACCGCCAUCUCAACUGGCGGUUUUGUCUGAAAAAAAAAAACCAAAUUUCCACAUGGACGAUGUUGUGGAAAAUACUUUCUCACAUAAUGCAAAGUGGGAAUUAUUUUUUUUUUUUAGCAAUAUUAUGGGAAAACUUUCUUUUCUUUUUAAUAUAAAAAACUCUUAAGACUUAUAAUAUUAUUGAUUUUAAUGAAAAAGGAAAGUAUUAAAUCUUUUGCAAAAGCAUAUGUUAGCAACCUAUCUCAGUUUGCUUUUUUUUUUCACAUUCUCGUUUGUCAACUUCUCUGUUACUAUUAUUACUCCAUAAAAAGGGAACCAGCUAUUUCUUCUUCCUUACUAGUCCAUCAUGUCCUUUGCAUGUUGCUUCCAUACCUCGUUAAUCGUAAAACUUGGUCAUAACUUUAGGCAAAAGAAAAAUUGAAAUUUCGUAUUUAUUGGUUUAAUUCCAACCAUUUUCCAUUCAUUUCCAAAGUGCCCGUAUGCAGCGGAAUCGUAAUGCAAUACUGCUAUUUAUUUUUCUUUCUGUUAACUUGAAUUAUGUCGUGUUUUAGUUUGGAUGAUAAGUUUAGUAUUUUACACUUAUUACUUCUUCUUUGGGGUUUAUCGAGAGCUUUGUUUAGCAUUUUAUGGUUGAAUGUGGUCGAGAUUUGCUGAGUUGAGUUUUUUUUUUCUUUUGUACACCUUUUCAUGCCUUAAUGAUAUAUUCGAGUUGAUUCAAGCAUGUUUCUAGCCAUUCUGGUUCUCAAACAUGUCCGCCGAGGUUCAUAAAUACAUCAUUGCAUGUUUGGACACCAUUGAAUAGCUCAUGAAGGCUUUCGUCAAAGUUAAGGAAAGUUCGAGGGUCAGACGAUGAGAUUUCAAGUCAUUAAGAAUUUCUGUAUUGAUCUGGCACAUGCUUUGGGCAAGAUUAUUAGAGCUACAGUCGAAGCUAAGUUGAAGAAAGCUCAUGUGCUUCUCUAACACAAGUUUUUGUCGGAUCUGAUGAAGUUUCGGGCGAAAAUUACUAGCUUCGGGCGAGAUUGUUGUAGUUUCGGUUGAAGCUAAGUUGAGCACAAGUUCUAGUUUGAUAAAGCUUCGGGCGAAUUGGGCAUGGCUUCGGUCGAAGCACAAUUGAGAGGAUCUUCUGAUACUUUCUAAUUAAAGCUUCGUGCGAAGCUGUAUGGAACUUCAUGCGAAAUUUCUCAAUUUUGAGCAAAUUGUAUUUGGCUUCGACCAAAAUAGACUGCGCCUGCUCUUCAUAUCCUUCGACUUUAAAAACCUAUCAUAUAUAUACUGCUUUUUCUAGUUUUUUAUGGAGUUAUCUUAGAAUUUGUUUAGAAUUCUAAUUACUCUUUUAUGCUUUACUUAUCCUUCUUUAAUCA